This is a messenger RNA of Adineta steineri, 726 nucleotides long. The record is from the annotation of a GenBank genome assembly. Lineage: Eukaryota; Metazoa; Rotifera; Eurotatoria; Adinetida; Adinetidae.
AUGAGCAGAAACCAUAGUGAAAGUGCAUCCAAAUCUCGAUCAAAAUCAAAAUCAAAAUCUCGUUCAAGAUCACGAUCAGGUUCACUUGCAUCAACAUCAUCUGGUCGUGCAGCCAAAGCAAAAAAUUGGAGUGGAGACACAGGUUAUCGUCUACAUGUUUCACCACUUAAUCCUCGAACAUCACGACGUGAUAUUGAAAAAAUUUUUUCAAAAUUCGGUACAAUCAAUGAAGUCUGGUUGGCUACAAAUCCACCAUGUUUUGCCUUUGUGAAUUUUAAACAUCGAGCUGAUGCUGAAGAAGCCAUACAAUCAAUGGAUGGAAAAAUGAUUGAUAAUUCUCGUGUUGGAUUAUCAUUUGCACGUAAACGUACAAUUGGUGGGCGCCGUGGUGGUGGCGGCGGCGGUGGUGGUGGUGGUGGUUCAUAUGGUGGCGGCGGCGGUGGUCGCGGUGAUCGAUAUGGUGGUGGGCGUGGAGAUUAUGAUUCAUCACGAGAUCGUCGUCGGUAUUCACCACGACCAUCGGAUGAUAGACGUGAUAGAAAUGUUGAUCGCCGACGACGAUAUUCACGAUCACGUAGUCCAGUUCAAAAUAAUAAACGUGAUUAUCGUCAACGAUCAAGAUCAGCAUCACCAAAACCACGCCGUAAUCGACCUUCAUCUCGAGAUCGAUCACCACAACAACAAGCAUCGAAUGUUGUUCAUAGAUAUGAAGAAAGUGAUGAUUAA